Messenger RNA from Drosophila nasuta, 3911 nucleotides. It is a transcript of the gene anchor, whose product is annotated as integral membrane protein GPR155 homolog anchor. NCBI's taxonomy places the organism in Eukaryota, Metazoa, Arthropoda, Insecta, Diptera, Drosophilidae. Gene Ontology annotation, biological process: transmembrane transport; negative regulation of BMP signaling pathway; intracellular signal transduction. Gene Ontology annotation, cellular component: membrane. The record is from RefSeq and is a predicted model, not a curated record.
GCCCCAGUCGCAAUUCGGAUUUUUUCUAUAAAAGCAAGCGCGCAUGUUGCAGUUGCAACAAAUAUUAGAUUUUUUUAGUUUCGCGAGCAACCGAGAAGUGGCCAAAUAUGUUAUGAAAACCAACUGUAAACGUAUUAUCGACAACCUUAGGGCAACUACGUAGUGUUUAAGCAAAAGAAAAAUGAAAGUUAUAAGCAGUGCUAAAAAUAUUCAAAGAGCAACAACGACGCCGUGAACUGUUCGAGUGACUUCGUGUAUGUGUGUGGUGUGAUAUUAAAGAAUAUUUCGCAAAUGUGUGCGUGUGUGUUGCCUUAAUUCAAUUGGCGAAAACUCAAUAAUUGCACACAGAAGCCGCAGCAAAGGUCGUUGUCGUCAUUCCCCCCUCCGGCUGCCCUUUGACGUCAGCAGCUGCGUCACAGUCAGCUGGCUAAACGAUGUCCCAUUGAGCCAAAACCAUAAAACGAAGGCGAAAGCAUCAUCAUGGAUAGCUCCAUGUACUACAAAGCUUUAGGCGACCGAGCAGCUGAUAGUAAUGUCAUUACAACAACAACUACAGAGGCUGCUUUGGUUAGCAAUACGGCAACGCCACGCGCCGAGGAUGGCGUCUCCAUGGACAAUUUCUACCCGGCGUUGGUGCAGUGCUUUGGCAUUAUCAUAUGUGGCUACAUUGCCGGUCGCUUCAAGAUCAUCAGCAAUGCGGAAACCAAAGGCUUGGCCACUUUCGUUGGCACUUUUGCGCUGCCUUCGCUGAUCUUUCUCUCGCUGGUGGAACUCAACUGGAACGCUGUUAACUGGACCUUUUUGCUAGCCAUGAUGAUCUCUAAGGCAUUUGUAUUCUUUGCCGUGCUCGUCAUCUGUCUGCUGGUGGCACGACCUUUAAACUAUGGACGCGCUGGCUUGAUGGCUAUCUUUUGUACACAGAGUAACGACUUUGCCAUAGGUUAUCCCAUAGUUAUGGCUUUAUAUAAGGAUGUGCAUCCGGAGUAUGCCUCGUAUUUGUAUCUCAUGGCGCCCAUUUCGUUGGCUAUACUGAAUCCCAUUGGUUUGGUGCUUUUGGAGAUUAGCAAGAUUAUCAAAAACAAAGAAGAAGUCACACGUAAUCCGCCAUUGUGUCCUGAAACCUGUCCCGCUGAGCAGUUGACCAAGCAACGUCGUUGCCUAGGCGAACGCACGAUUCUCGUAUUGAACACCAUCAAAUCGCUGUUCUUCAAUCCCCUGCUGUUGAUGACGCUUCUCGGCGUCGCCGGUGGUUUCCUGUUUCCCAAGGGGCUGCCUGAGAUGGUGGCCAGCGUGUUGCGCGUCUUUGGACAGAGUUUCUCAGCCACCGCGCUGUUUCUGCUGGGCCUGAAGAUUGUGGGCGGCGGCUCGGGCGCUCAACGCAAAAGUAUGGGCACGGGUUUGCUGUUGCCCAUGGUGCUUAUCUUGGUCAAGAUUUUGGUGCUGCCUUUGGUCUGUCGUCAGACUGUCAACAUUAUACAAGCUGGCGCCGACUUCAAUGACACCACCGAGCUGAGCACCUACGCCUUUCUCUAUGGCACUUUUCCGGCUGCUCCAGGCGCCUUUGUCAUUGCCACACAAUACAACAUUGAGGUGGAGCUGAUUGCUCGCAGCAUGGUUUUGUGCACUUUUAUCUCGGCGCCGUUGAUGUUUAUCUCGGCCAAGAUGAUAUCGUUGACAAAUCUAAAGCCCUUGGACUACUUGCAUGAGCUGGACGCCUUCUCCUUUGACAUAAGCGUGGCAGGCGCCGCUGCCUGUGUCUGGAUGCUGACGUUGUUGAUUGCCACCAAACGCUUUAAGCGCAUGCCACAACGCGUUACAGCUUGCUUGGUGCUAUCGCAGUUGAUGUGCUGCAUUGGCGUGAUACUCUGGUCGAAGCUGGAUCAUGUGGCUCGUUGGCCUUUGUAUCUACAAUUCUUCCUAUUCAACAUUGGCACUUAUAGCUCUCGUUUGUGGACUGCUUUAUUGGCCAUAACGCUGCUCUUUUUGCAAUGUCGCAGCUUGUGUUUUGUGCUUAAGCUCUGGCCUUACAUGCUUGUUUUCGCUUGGGGAGUUCCUGCUGUUAUUUCCGGUCUGCUGAUUGCUUUCGACGCCAAAUCGAUGCCCAGCGAGAAGCAAAAUCCCAGCUUUCAAUACGGAAAUGCUCAGGCUGCGAUUGCUGUCUUUAUGCUUGUGAUGUGCUUCAUAGUCACCGUGGGCUGCCUCGUGUUGCAUCAGCGCUACAAGAAACGCUAUGAGAAGUAUCUGACAUUUACGCGAGACUUAUCCAAUCCGGAUGCGGCAGCAUCCGAUUUGCAUUCAACUGUCUCCACAGCCAAUUUGUUGGCCAAUGCAGAUCGUUCCUCGAUACGUCAAAGCGUGCGCACCACAUCCUAUUCAUCGUCCUCAGAUGACGAUGAAAUGAUACCCACUGCAAGCACUGUGACGGUGAAUCGAUCCAGCGGUUCAGGUGGCUGCGGCUCAGGCGGCGGCAACUGCUGCUCAGGCUCAACAGUCACCACACCCACCACAGCUUCCACUGUGGUUAUGGAUAUUGAGGAUCUAUUAAAUCGCAGUCGACAGCGUAGUUCGGUGAACCCCAAGGACCUGGACAAAAUCGAUGUGGCGCCCACAACUGAAGCUCACAUGUGCAGCAGCUCGUACAACUGCGGUCCGAGCACGUCGCGUCAGAGCUGCCAGAAUAUCAUAGAACGCUAUGAGGAGCAGACACGCAGCGGGCUCGAGCCGUUGGAGCAUACGAGCGACUGCGAUGAGCAUCAAACAUUGAAGCACACCAUCCUAUUGAUCAUACUGCUGUGCUCCAUGUUUGUCGGCUUGGCCGUCUCCAUUUGGACGCUGGUCAUGGAGGGUAUGUCGGGCAUCUAUCUCGAAUUGAGUUUCCUCGAUGCUUUCCUCAAUUUCGGCCAAGGUUUGAUUGUCUUGGCGGUGUUUAUCAGCGACACAGGCGAGCUGUUGAUGCCGCUCAUCAAAUUCUGGCGGAAAAUAUGGUAUGGCGCUAAUGUGGUUAGUCUGCCGCAUUGGUCGAAUUUGCGUCCCGAGACCAAACAAAUUUGCGAACAAUUUCGCAAUCAUCACUUGGAGAACUGCAAAAAGGACAUUGCCAAAGACAGAAGAUGGCGCAUACGAGUGUAUCGCAAGGUCUUCUAUGGCAGCGAGUUUGUCAGCUGGCUUAUUGAGGUCGGUUUGUCCAAGGAUCGCAUGGAGGCUGUGCAUUAUGCGCGUCAUUUGGUCGAUGGUCGCGUCCUGCGGCACAUAAAUAAUGUCUAUCAUUUCGAAGAUAAGCAAUUGCUUUACAACUUCUGCAGUCGCAUCUAAGCGGCGACGACACUCGAGUGAUGGGAAGGAGAAUGAUGCAACUACGCCAAAAUAUAGUUUCGUUUAUUUUUAUUUGAAUUAAGAGGAAAUCAUGUAAUUUGUGUGCUGUGAUUGUACGCUAGGAAUGCACACACACACACGCACACACUUGUACAGACAGCCAUGCGUUAUAAGUGUGUAUGUGUGUGUGUGGGCACUAGAAAGGUCGUGUUUAUCGUAAACGUGAAAUUGUUUAUUGCCUAUUUAUAUACAAAAGGAAUACGAAGAAGAACUAGCUUUUCGCAAAUGUUUAUAAACUAAGUAGUUAAAGAAUUUGAAGAAGCAUACACUUUCGAGCUAUAGUGCAAUAAUCUAGACUAGUCUAAAAUAUAACGAAUUAUAAUUAUACGCAAAAAUACUGUGCAUAAAACAUGUGAAUGCAUAGCAAAACUAUAUUCUAUACAGAAAACAGAAACAAUGAUGAUGACAAAAACGAAAAACCGCAAAAGCAUGCUUACAAUAUAUAUUGUACACAGAUAAAAUAAAUAACUAGAUAUAUACAUACAUAUACAAACAUAAAUAUAUACCUCAGUGCGCCGUGAGGCGUUUACACAAACAAA